AUGGCGGGGGCGGCGGAGCAGCCUGGAGGCGUUGUUAGCUUCCGCCGCCGAGGGGCAUACUCGCGACUCAAUGUCUCGUUCCAGCGCAAGGGAUUGAAGGUGAGCGGGGGGUUGCGAAGACUAUCGGGAGAGAUGAAGAUUGCAGCGGAGCGCAAGACGUCGCUGGGCAAGGACUGGCACAGCGCGUGUCUGCGCUGCGAGAAGUGCAACAAGACGCUGACGCCCGGCAGCCACGCGGAGCACGAGGGCAAGCCCUACUGCCACAACCCCUGCUACUCCGCGCUCUACGGCCCCGGCGAAAAGAGUCGAAUGGAAAAAGCAACAAUGACUAGAACGAUAUAA
Molecule: messenger RNA, 342 nt
Organism: Gryllus bimaculatus (two-spotted cricket)
Lineage: Eukaryota; Metazoa; Arthropoda; Insecta; Orthoptera; Gryllidae
Source: the annotation of a GenBank genome assembly